CUGUCAGUAAAAGAAAUUACUUUUCUGUUUUAGCUGCUACAAAAAUGGCCACUCUGCUUCGUAAAUUGUCUUACAACAGUUUCAACCAAUGUCGGGCGUUGCAUAAGAUAGCAGUGGAUCACACAGUGCCCAUGACUUUCAACCAGUAUGAGCAUCAGCAUAGGUUCCGGGAAACCCAGUCUGAGGUCAUUGGAACCUUGAUGGCCAGCCCCAGGUUCAAGAACCAGCUGGGCGAUGUUGAAAUCUGGAUGAAUAAAUUGUUAGAGUAUGCUUUGGGCGGAGGAAAGAACGGCAGAGGUCUGGCGGUGUCGUUCGCGUACCGAAUGAUGGAGGAUCCGGAACACUUUACAGAGGACAAUCACCAUAAGGCGCGGAUCUUGGGCUGGGUUAUAGAAACAUUUCACUCCUACCUAUUCCUGAUAGACGAUAUAAUGGACGGCUCGAAGACCCGGCGCGGCCAGCAGUGUUGGCACCUCCGUGACAAUGUAGGCAUGGGCGCGCUGAACGACAGCGGACUCGUGUUCACCAGCGCGUACGAAAUAUUGGAACAAAACUUCGGAGACGAUGAUAUUUAUGGAGAACUUGUUAGGGUUUGCAAUGGGGCAAUGCUGAACACAUGCAUAGGCCAGCACUUAGACUACGCAUCAAACUAUUCGAGGGAGAAGGACAACCUGGACCUCUUCACAAUGGAACGGUUCAAUGUCAUAGCCUUGCAGAAGACUUCCACCUACUCCUUCAAAUUCCCUAUGAACUUGGCUAUGACUUUAGUCAAAGGAAAGAACCAAGGCCUACACCUUUCUGAAGAAGUCCACCAUAUAUGCUGGGAUAUGGGCAAGCUAUUGCAACUAAUCAACGACUACAAAGACAUAUACUUCGACGAGAUGCAAACAGGGAAGGCAGGUACGGACAUACAAGAAGGCAAGAUGACAUGGCUCGCGGUGGCAGCCCUAGAGCGAUGCACUCCAGCUCAAAGAAAACUCUUCGCAGAAAACUACGGCAUCGACAACCCUGAAAACGUCGACCGAAUCAAAGCCUUAUUUGCAGAGUUAGACAUUGAGAAUGUAUACAAAAAGCAUGUAACAUUUGUCUAUGAAGAUCUAAUGACGAGGAUGCGUGCUUUACCCACCAAAGGACAGACGAGGUUCUAUGCUGAGCUGUUACAAGCUUGCUGUAAAGAGCUGUACUGAUUCGUAAUCUCUAGAAGUCACGUGGUGACGGUAGACAAUACCUACUGUAAGAUCGGGUUACUUUGACCCUAGGGGGUGACUUUGAC
Messenger RNA from Spodoptera frugiperda (fall armyworm), 1273 nucleotides. RefSeq lists its product as uncharacterized. Gene Ontology annotation, cellular component: cytoplasm. Bases 45 to 1187 code for a protein of 380 amino acids. The transcript is spliced from 5 exons. Gene Ontology annotation, biological process: trans, trans-farnesyl diphosphate biosynthetic process. Lineage: Eukaryota; Metazoa; Arthropoda; Insecta; Lepidoptera; Noctuidae. Gene Ontology annotation, molecular function: (2E,6E)-farnesyl diphosphate synthase activity; dimethylallyltranstransferase activity. The record is from RefSeq and is a predicted model, not a curated record.